Molecule: messenger RNA, 321 nt
Organism: Arachis ipaensis
Lineage: Eukaryota; Viridiplantae; Streptophyta; Magnoliopsida; Fabales; Fabaceae
Source: RefSeq, a predicted model, not a curated record
AUGGCUUCGCAGGGCUCCCAGGCGGCGCAUAGUAGUGGUGUUUUGGGUCAAAACAGCAGCCAAGGCCGUCGACGGAGAACAAUUUGUUAUUGUAGGGAGAGGCCAGUGCUUGCAACUUCAUCGACGGCAGAGAACUCGGGACGGAGGUUCUGGGGCUGUGUUAACUAUGGGAUUGGAGAAGAGUGUGGAUACUUUGUGUGGGCAGUGUCAGAGCAAGAGCCACAAGUUGCAAGAUUGAAAAGAAAAGUCACAACCUUUAAGGGUAAAGUGACAAUAGUUGAGAGGAUGUUGACAUUGGCAGUAGCAGUUGCUCUGUUGUAG